UAUGAAAAAAAGAACACUUCAGGAUCUGUCUGAAGAACAAGACCAGAUUAAUUCAUCUUAUAUAGAAAUUAAUUCAGUUUAGAAAGAACUCUAUUUAGAAAAUCAAAAAAGACUAAAAGAAAAACAAAAAGAAAAGGAGCAAAUUGUUGUCAUAGAAGAUGAUGAAAUCAAAUAAUAAAUUGAAGAAAAUGAAGUUUAAUUAUCUUUUCCUAUUGGAACAUUUUGUUUAAAUUGUUUAACAUAAUAUCCUACAGAUGAAAAAUAACAACAUCAUUUACCAUUUAUUAACAUCCUUUAUGAAAAUGCAUAUAUAGAUGUUAAAACUUAAAAGCCAAAAAAAACAUUGGAAAGUGCUUUAAUGACUUGUUUUGGAUUUGAAGAUGAACUAUUAGAACCUAUAGUUAAAUCAGGUGUACAACUCUUCAUUGUGUAUAAUAAUGAUAAUUAAAACAAAAAGCUUGAAGUUAUUGAAAAAUAUAACAAUUAUCCAAAUUGGAUGGUAAUUAAGCCAUCAAAAUUAAGUUCAAGUAUGUAUGGUGGUGCAUUUCAUCCUAAAAUAUGGAUUUUAAAAUUUCCUAAAUUUAUUCGGAUUGUCAUCGGAAGUUAAAAUUUACAUGUAGGAGAUUGGACAAUAUGGUCAUAAGCAAUGUGGAUAUAAGAUUUUAAAUUAGGAAAAAGUGAAUUAGACUAAACUUCUUAAGAGUUUAAAACUAUGUUAAGAGAAUUCUUAUAUGAAAUAUUGCCUACAUCUCAUAAAUUUGAAGAUCUCCUUAAAAUUAAAUAUGAUGAUUAUGAUUUUAAAGAUGUAAAUAUAAGACUUAUUACAUCAAUCCCAGGAAGAUUUGUAGGUAAUCAAUUAUAUAAAUAUGGUAUGAUGAGACUUCAGUCUGUCUUAUAUUAAGAAUUAUGUAAUAACAAAAUGGAAAUACCUAAAUAAGUUUGUGUUACUUAUUAAACUACUAGUAUAGGAUAAUUAGAUAAUAAUUAUAUUGAUUUUGCUUUAUAAUGUUGCACAGGUAGAGUCUAUAAAUAACCAUUGACAGGUGAAUAAAAUAACAAAAAAGUUAAUUAAAUGAUACUAAAUCAAUAAGAAGAAGAAUAAUCAAAAUUGAAAUUAAUAUAUCCAACAGCAGAUUAUAUUGAAAAUUAAACUCAUGGAGGAGUUGACUUUGCAAAUCCAUUGCAUUUCAAAAAAUAAUUAUAUGAAAAUCCUAAAUUUCCAAAACAUCUAUUUUAUAAAUACUAAGGAUCAGAUCAUUAUUAUUGGCAUACUGGUAAUAUUCCCCAUUUAAAAGUUAUGAUUAUUACAGGUUUAGAUGAAGAUAUAAAUGAUUAUACAUCUAUAUAUAUUGGAAGUCAUAAUUUUAGUUAAGGUGCUUGGGGAAAAAUGGAAAAAAAUGCAACUUAAUUGUAUAUAGCUAAUACAGAAUUAGGAGUCUUAUAUCCUCCAAAAAAAAAUUCAGCAUAAUUGAAAUAAUAAAUAAUAGAAUAACUUUCAUUCAAAUUUCCUCCAUUAAAAUAUGAAAAAGAUGAUGUACCUUGGAUUGUUGAGGCAUAUUAUGAAAAAUUGUACAAAGAACACUAGUAAUAAAAUAAAUGA
Molecule: messenger RNA, 1600 nt
Organism: Paramecium pentaurelia
Lineage: Eukaryota; Ciliophora; Oligohymenophorea; Peniculida; Parameciidae
Source: the annotation of a GenBank genome assembly